GCAAAAAGGACAUUUCGAACAAUUUCGCUCUGGCAUUAUCAACAGCCAAUAAAAGAAAAACCACCCGCACGAAACUCUGCGACGCCGCGGCCAUAUUUCCCCACCCACUCUUCUUCAACUUUCUCACUCUACAACUGACAAACUACACGUAAUUCCAAGCGAAUCUGCUCCCGAAGCCGCCGAUCUUGCUUCUGCCGACCAGAUUUCCGGCGGAAUCGACCCCGGAAGCUCGGAGCCAUGCAGCCGGAAGUCACCGCCGUCAAUUCGUCUCUCGAGAAGCCGCUUCACCAGCUCACCGAAGAUGACAUUGCUCAGGUCACCCGCGAGGACUGCCGCCGUUACCUCAAGGAAAAAGGGAUGAGGCGGCCGUCGUGGAACAAAUCGCAGGCGAUUCAGCAAGUGAUAAUGCUGAAGACUCUCCUUGAGGUGGCGCCGGAUUCCGACUCCGGUUCGCGCAAGAGGCUCCGAUUUUCCCGCCCUAACGACAAUGGUGUUAUCCCGGAGAGUGUUACCAAAGCAACCCACAUUGAGGGGGAAACUUCUGUAUCGGCUGAAUAUACGGCGCCGUUUUGUGGAAAGGAUCUCGACAAACCUGAUUCUUCCGGUGCCGCUGCCCGUUGUCUUGCUGUCAACAAUGACCCUACUCUAUCUAGAACAACAGCAUCAUUAGGUAUGCCGGUGGGACAAAUGACGAUUUUUUAUUGUGGCAAAGUAAAUGUGUAUGACGAUGUUCCAGAAGACAAGGCGCAAUCAAUAAUGCAUAUUGCUGCAAGCCCGGUACAGUUUCCACAAGAACAGCAGCCAGUUGAUGAUACUAUCAUUAUUCACCCUUUAACCAGCCUCUCGAAAGCUGUGAGUGUGAAAGCAGGUCUAGAUUCUCCCGUCGCUCUCUUGCCAGCUCUACAGACAGUGAAAAUGAGUGAAAACUCUCGAGCGCUUGCGGAUGAAUGUAUCUCACUUCGUGAAGGGACCCCUGUGGAGGGUCCAUCAACCAGAAAAGCAUCGGUGCAGAGAUACCUCGACAAGAGAAAAGACAGGUUUAAGAGCAAGAGAAAGGCAGGAAUAACCUCAUGCACAAGCUUGGACGUGCAAUUCAACCAUCAAAAGAAUAAUCAAAUACCAAAUGACUUCUUGAAUAGAAGCAACACAUGCUCACCACCACCAAUCAAACCACCUUCUACCCCUACAAGAUGCAGCUCUGUGGACAAUGAUUCAUUAAGGAAUCUUUGUGGUUCUACUGAUCUGAAUAACUGAGGUUUACAGGUAUCAACUGAACGCGUUGAACUGAGCUUUUUUUAGUUGGUUGUUUUUGCAUGAGGCCGGUGACGAUAGAGUUAUUUAUUUAUUUAUUAUGGAUGAUCUGUUGAAUUGACAACAAAGCCAUUUAACUGGUUUCCGAUGUGCUGUCUUGGUGUCCGAAAUUCAAUGUAUAUGUAUGUGGAGAGGAGUAGCUGUUAGCGUCAUUUUUCUUUUAUGUAAGUUUGCGUCCUUUGUUGUUUGAAUCAAUGAACGUUUUAUCAAUCUCCGGUCUGAGAACUGAAGCUGGUUUUCAAGUACUUGGUAUCUCUUUGUAUAAUUAUACGAUUUUUAAUUUAUUAAGGGUUAGUUCUAAUUCUUUCA
This is a messenger RNA of Erythranthe guttata (spotted monkey flower), 1620 nucleotides long. RefSeq names its product protein TIFY 4B. Gene Ontology annotation, cellular component: nucleus. Gene Ontology annotation, biological process: regulation of jasmonic acid mediated signaling pathway; response to wounding; regulation of defense response. The record is from RefSeq and is a predicted model, not a curated record. Lineage: Eukaryota; Viridiplantae; Streptophyta; Magnoliopsida; Lamiales; Phrymaceae.